Hyalella azteca is the source of this 2407-nucleotide messenger RNA. RefSeq lists its product as uncharacterized. NCBI's taxonomy places the organism in Eukaryota, Metazoa, Arthropoda, Malacostraca, Amphipoda, Hyalellidae. Bases 120 to 1256 code for a protein of 378 amino acids. The transcript is spliced from 6 exons. The record is from RefSeq and is a predicted model, not a curated record.
GAUGUGGCAGCAACGCUAGUAGUUAAGCAUGCUUCAUGAUUUCAGAGAAUUUUAAUUCCCCACUGAAACCUGACAGUGAAUUCCCCACUUAAACCUGACAGUGAAACAAAUUCAAGACAAUGAGUUUCCGGCUACGAUUUUUCAUGAUUGGGGCCAUGACUUUAAUGUCUGAGGUGCAGGGCCAGCGGCGACGAUGUUCAGAGGAGAUCUCUGACAUACGCAAAGAGAUCUCAUCUCUGGGCGCAAUGCAGGACGAUCUCUUGCACGCUCUGACGGAUCUGCGUCUCGGUAUCGAGUCUGCUGUGACAGUCGCUGCUGGAUCUCUGCCAGAGGACUGCAGCGUCGCUAAGAAGAGAGGCGCCUGGGGACCCUUUCAGAUGAUCGCGCCUCCUGGCAUAGGACCUCGUAUGGUUCGAUGCGACAUGCUUACCGACGGUGGCGGGUGGACGGUCGCUCUGUGGCGGGAACCCGUGAUGAAAACCGCGGGGUUCGGUGAACGCGACGGGCCCAGUGGUGACACCUUGCACCGGGACAGCCCCCGUGUCAGCUCAUACCCCACACGGUCAGUCAAGCAUGACUUGUCCGCGCGGCCACCUGCUGAAAAAGACCCGCAGCGCCCCAGCAGAAACGACAUCCUACCGGACGAGCGGCACCCUGCAGGUGACGCCGGUGACGAAGAGACGUGGUACCGAAGACGACGACUCCGGCGCUCCUCACAAGGUUCUUCCCGGGAGCUGUUGCGUGAAAGCUUUAACCGAACUUGGGUGGAAUAUAAGGAUGGAUUUGGACAUCACACAGGAGAAUAUUGGAUCGGUAACGACGUGCUACAUGCCUUGACUUCAGCUUCAGCGGAGCCUUGGGAAGCUUUGAUUCUUCUGAACGAUUUCAGAGGACAAAACGCUACUGCAGCGUACGGCCAAUUCCGAGUAUCAGACGAAGGCUCGGGCUACAGGCUCAUGGCGGCGCAGUACGACGACAAGCGCAGUACGGCUGGCGACGGUCUGGCCUUCCACCACCGCCGCUCCUUCAGUACAUAUGACCGUGACAACGAUGAGUAUCAUGGAAGCCACUGUGGUCUGGACUACGGUGCAGGCUGGUGGUUUCAUCAGUGCCACGUCUCCCUCUUGACGGGCGCUGGCACCUCUGAUGCCCAGAGGGGCACUGAAGGCCCCCAUACUCUGCACUGGAGGAACUGGAAGGGAGAGGAGGCGCUUCAUUCUGCCGCACUUCUCAUCAGGCCUAAAAACCAACUGUGAAAAUGCGUAAAAACCCAAUGUGAAAAUACGGAAAAACCCAAUGUGAAAAUACGGAAAACCCCACUGUGAAAAUACGGAAUAACCCACUAUGAAAAUACGGAAAAACCCACUGUGAAAAUACGGAAAAACCCACUGUGAAAACACAGAAAACCCCACUGUGAAAAUACGGAAAACCCACUAUGAAAAUACGGAAAACCCCACUGUGAAAAUACGGAAAAACCCACUGUGAAAAUACGGAAAAUCCCAAUGUGAAAAUACGGAAAAACCCACUGUGAGAAUACGGAAAAACCCACUGUGAAAAUACGGAAAAACCCACUGUGAAAAUACGGAAAAACCCACUGUGAAAAUACGGAAAAACCCAUUGUGAAAAUGUGGAAAACCCCACUGUGGAAAUACGGAAAAACCCACUGUGAAAAUACGGAAAACCCUACUGUGAAAAUACGGAAAAACCCAUUGUGAAAAUAGGGAAAAUCUAUUGUGAAAAUACGGAAAGCCCCACUGUGAAAAUGCGGAAAAACCCACUGUGAAAAUACGAAACCCCCACUGUGAAAAUACGGAAAAACCUACUGUGAAAAUGCGUAUAGUGAAAAUACGGAGUAAUUGGCUGGACUAUACGCGUGUUGAUCUUACUCUACAAGGUUGACUGACUGAAGAAUUUAUAAGGUUAAUUAGCUGCCUUAUUCGAGCGUCAAUCAACCAUACAAGGUUAACUAACUGAACAAUAUGCGUUGCAAAUUAGUUCAAAAGGUUAAUUGGCUAAAUUAUUCGCAUCUCGAUUAGCUUUAAAAUUUUAAUUGGCUAAAGUAUUCACGUCUAAAUUAUUUUUAAAAUUUUAAUUAACUGAAAUAUUCACGUCUCAAUCAACUCUACCACGUUAACCAGCUAAAAUAUUCAUGUCAGUUUUUAGUCUAAAACGUCCAAUCAUUAAUGUCGGAUAAUAUAUUGAGGAGAAACAUUCAUAUAAAUCGAAGUUGUAGCCAAAGAAAAAAAUAUUCAAAAAAUUGUUAUUUAUGUUCAUUAUCAUUGCCAGUCUCGAGCAGGGAGUUAAAUUUAACUUCAUAGUAAUUAUUUAGCUUGAGACAGAAUUCAUAUUAGAAUUUAUUCAUAUGUAUUUACUUAAGAUCGACUUCAGAAGAAUACUAAAAUGGAAA